Messenger RNA from Schistosoma haematobium, 761 nucleotides. RefSeq lists its product as uncharacterized. NCBI's taxonomy places the organism in Eukaryota, Metazoa, Platyhelminthes, Trematoda, Strigeidida, Schistosomatidae. The coding region runs from base 20 to 409 and encodes 129 amino acids. The record is from RefSeq and is a predicted model, not a curated record. The transcript has 3 exons.
AUAAAAGUAGAGCUUGUAAAUGUUUGAAUUAAAAAGGAAUUUAAUUAGUAGUAUAUUACAAACAUCAAUAUUAUUAUAUUGUACAAUCUUAUCUACAUUUGUUUAUCAGACAAUUGGUGGUUAUAUAUAUGCAAAUAACAAUUUAAUGGAUAAAUUAACAUUUACAAAACCAUGUCCAGAAGAUGAUUAUCGAUUUCAUAAUGCUACUGGAAAUUUUUUAUGUGUCGUACCAACAGCAAAAUUAUGUUUUAAAUUAUGUCAAAAAUUUGGUUGUACUGAAUGGUAUUAUAUGAGUUUUAUACCAUCAGGAAGUAAUGAAAUAAAAGAUUAUCAUCGUUGUCGAUGUUUCCCGGAAUAUCGUUUUUGUUUUUAUAAUGCUGUACCUAGACGAUAUCGUAAUUUUGAUUGAAUAGAAUCUUUUUUUUUUGUUUUUUUCGCUUCUUUUGUUUUUUCCUUUUUCUUUCUUUCUCUCUUGUUAUUUAUCUUUGAAACUAUAAACUUCAAUGGCCAAUUCACUAUUUCUAUUCGAUAUUUUUAUUGUUGUUGUUGUUUUUGUUGUUUAUUCUAGAUUGAUUUUUCAUUGAAUUGAACUCCUUUACAUUAUUGAUUUUUUUUUAAUAUCAGCAUAAUAUUGUAUAUUUUCAAGUUAUUUUUAGUUGCCUUAGUUACUGUAAAAGUAAUUUAUUUAAUUAUUUAUUUAUUUAUUACUUAAACAAAUACUUUUUAUGUUUAUUUCAUUUUAAUAAACAUUUAAAGUUAAA